GCCCUCGCCCCGCCAGCCACCGCCGCCGUCUCGUGGGCCGUCACCACCUCGCCGCCCUCUCCGCCGUGCUCGUCGUACGCGGCGAUGGCCAUGACUCCCACACCCUCGGGCAUGGCCGCCGUCGCCUCGUGCUCCACAGGCGCGUUUGUUUACGAGUGCCCGGCCUCGGCUGGGGCCUGCAAUGGCACCGCCCUCUGGGCGGCAUCGCCUGCUCCAUCGCCGGCUCCAGCCACUGACCUGCUGCUCGCCUCGUGGGACUCGACGUCGUCCAAGGUCGUCGUCAUUGGCUCUUUCAGAGACUUCUCACCAUCGCCUCCCCUCCAAACCGUCAAGGCGAGCACCAUCGCCCUCGCUCCGUCGCCACCCGGGCCAACCUGGACUCAGAACACCGGCACUGUGUCCCAGAUAUCGGGCUCGUUCGAUCCGUCGUGGUGGAGCAACCCGCGGUCGAUCAAGGCGUCGAACGGCAAGAUGUAUGCCGCGGGCUCCACUGAGCUGGCGUCGACAAAGACUGCGUCGCUUGCAAGGUGCGAGGCUGACGGCACAUCAUGUGCCAUCAUCGAUGUGUACGCUGUGGCGUCGCGGGCGGCCCGGGGAAAGACAGGCACCCGGGUGGGCCUCGUUGACGAUGUGACCAACUCGCAGAUCCUCGUGGUCGCCCUCGAUGACGAAUCGGGCGCCAGGGAGGUCGAGCUGUUCUCGGUCUCGUACGACCUGGCGACGGCGACGUUCCUGGGCAGCCUGCGGCCUGCAGGGGUGACGCACACGGAAUUUUCGGAGGUGACGCCGAUCAUCGAUACGGGCAACAGCACGCUGUACGUGAUGGUGAGCGGAGCGUCGGAUCUGUAUGUGUACCGGACGACGCUGACGGGGACGGUGAUAGGCGUGGAUGACGCGGUGGCCAAGGUCUCACCUGCACCGUCGCCUGCGAUCCGGGUCGAUUCCGCACGCGGACAGGUUGUGAACGGCAAGCUUGUGAUGGUGACGGUCGAUGAUACAACCAACAAGCCUGGAGUGUUUGUGUGUGAGCUCGACGUGAGCAACUGCACGUACGACGCGUACACGGGGAGCGAGACCGUGUCUUCGUCGGCCAGGAAGACCGAAGUUGUGUUUGAUGUGGCGAGUCUGACGAUCCAUGCGUUUGCGGCUGCGGGCUCGGGGCCGGCGCUGCAUCGGUACGCGAUCACGGCUGUGGGCUUCCUCGUUAUUGUCGGCCUUGUUGCAGUUCUUGUUGUUGUUCUCCAGCGCCGCAAGGCUAGCAAGGGUAACGACGACGCCGAGAAGGCCGGCGGCAGCAAGCGCCGUAAGCGCCGCUCUGCGGGCGCCAAGAUCAGCCGCAAGUCCAAGUCUGGCAGCACCAACCGUCGCCGUCGCAGCACUGAGCCCAAAUCUACUCCCGAUGCGUCUACCGACGCUUCAGACAAGUCGCUAGAGCCCUCGGCGUCGUCCGCCUCGCUCUCGGCCGAUUCUUCGCUCGUCGAGACAACGUCUUCAUAG
Messenger RNA from Thecamonas trahens ATCC 50062, 1497 nucleotides. RefSeq lists its product as uncharacterized. Bases 85 to 1497 code for a protein of 470 amino acids. The transcript has 2 exons. The record is from RefSeq and is a predicted model, not a curated record. NCBI's taxonomy places the organism in Eukaryota, Apusomonadida, Apusomonadidae.